CACUUAAGAGCCAGGGACUGAGCAAUCGGUCAGACUCUCCUACUGCUGGAUCGAGAGAUUCUCUCUUUGGGAAGGAGCCGAAAACGAAGGCCCCUCUGAGUAGCGCAGGAACAUUUUGAAACGCAAAGGAACAAGAUGGCCGUCGUAUCAUCCUCCACAGUUGUCCUCAGCGCCAUAGCCGGCCUUGGGGUGGCCACCAUUGCUAUCCCCGCUGCAGUUGGAGCCAUGGGUUUCACCGGGGCUGGAAUCACAUCUGGCUCUUUGGCUGCAAAGAUGAUGUCGCUAGCCGCCAUUGCCAACGGCGGAAAAGUGGCAGCUGGAAGCGUUGUUGCUGUGCUUCAGUCAAUCGGUGCUGCGGGAUUGUCCGCGGCUGCCAAAACUGCAAUAACUGCAGGCGCGGCGUUGCUGCCGGCCUUCUUUCGUUAAGGAAAAGACACAACGGCAGGUCGCCUUGCCCUGGGGAAGAAGAGCGACGCUUUAAAGGGAAGAAUUAUAUUGCCCCACUAGUCAAGAGAACAUCACAUUAACCCAGAUUUCAUUUAUCUUAAUAGUAAUCCAAAUACAUUUGCCAACGUCUCUAAUAAUUGCUGGCUUAAAUGUGCAAAAAUAAAACUUUUAGCAUUUAAAAACAACAACAA
Messenger RNA from Elgaria multicarinata webbii, 638 nucleotides. Its product is annotated as interferon alpha-inducible protein 27-like protein 2. Gene Ontology annotation, biological process: apoptotic signaling pathway. Lineage: Eukaryota; Metazoa; Chordata; Lepidosauria; Squamata; Anguidae. Gene Ontology annotation, cellular component: mitochondrion; membrane. Bases 136 to 426 code for a protein of 96 amino acids. The transcript has 5 exons. The record is from RefSeq and is a predicted model, not a curated record.